GGUAUUCCGUCGGAAUAUUCCGACGAGAUGAAUUUUCCUCGAAAUUCCGUCGGAAUAUUCCGAGGAAAUUCCGAGGAAGCCAAAUUUUGUGUUUCCUCGGAAUUGCCUCGGAAAUUCCUCGGUGUAUUCCGAGGAAUUCAUUUUCCGUUGGAACGUCCGUCAGAAUACCGCUGUUUUCUUGUAGUGAUUUCAUUACAAUGGAAAUGCACAAUGAAGUAUAGUGUUAUGAGAAAAUCUUCAAGUUUUAAGAAGAAAAAUCAAGAAGAAUGAAAAAGAUUUUAGGUACGUAGAUUUAAAAACAUUAUUUUAUUUUGUCAUUUAUAUGUAUAAAUAUUAUUUAAAUAAUAUAAUUUUAUUAUUUUUAGUUAUAUAUACGAUUUUGUGUAUAGAUUAUUUGGUUGGUUCUCUUAUCAUAAUUUCAGUAUGUUAGGUUACAUCUACUUCUUCAAACUAAACUAUUUUUGUUCUAAAUAAGUUUUAUUUUUGAUUAAGUUUUGUUAGUGUUAUUUAAUUUGGUUUAAUGUAGCAAAUAUCUUUUUGUAAAAUUAUGCAUGAAUUGAUAUAUGUUAUUUUGAUGAAUAAACUAAAGUGAAAUUUAUUAAGAGUUACAUAAAAUGAAAUAACAAUAAUUUUUUGAAAGCUCAUGCACAUAUAUAAAUUUUACAAAAUAACUUAUUUAUAGUACUCGUCGUUUCAUUUUUUUAUAUGUAUAAAAAUCAAUGGAAUAUUAUUAUAGAUAAUAAUAUGUUGCUAUUUUAAUUAGACUUUGAUUUUAACUUUUAAGUAAAAAAUUUUGGAUUAGUCCGCUUAAUCAUAUUAUGGGUAUAUUAACUUACAAGUUACAACUAUUCAUCCAAAUUAACUAUAGUUGUUUUCAGUUCUAAUUUUUUUAAAAAAAUCGGGUUAAACUAUUUAUAAUAAAAAUAUUACACAUAUUUAAUUGUAUUUAGAAUAAGACUAUUUUAGUUAUCUUUUCAAAUAUUCAAAAAAAAUAGUAGAAAAUAAUAUAGUGUAUGUUGGUUGAGAUUAUGUUCUAAAGAUAAUUUUUUUUAAAAAAAUUAUGCUCAUUUGUUUUUGUGAACUCUCUUUUUUAUGAAAUCAUUGUGAAGUAUAUAUAUAUAUAUAUAUCCACGUUUUUAAAUUUACAAAUAUUUUCUGUUUGAUAUAUGUGAUUUGGAAACCAAUAUAAGGAAAAGAUAAACUUAAAAAUCUGACUAAAAACUAUAUAAAAAGGAAAAGGUGAUCGAAAUUCUAAUAAUGGAAAUAUAUAUAGUACUUUUAAUUCAUUAAAGAUAUUUUCAAUUAACCACCAUGAGAAUUAACGUGAUCGUGACACGUAAGAAACAUAUUUCCAAAUAAUAUUACAGGAUAUACUUUAGAUUUUGUUAUAAAUUCAUGAAAAUCUAUUGGACUUGAUUUCAAAUAAAUAAAUAUAUAAUUAAAAUCAAUUACUUUUUAAUAACAUUAGAUUUAAUUUAAUUUAAUUUAAUAUUUGAGACUUUAAUUAAAUAACAUCAGAUAUAAGAAUUGUUUUAGAGAAUUAGGAUUUAAGAAUUAAUAAUGCAUAAUUUAAAAUUUUAAGUUCUUAUUGAAUAGCAACAGAUUAUAGUUGGAUUUAAUUUUUUUAAAUAACACCUUGUAUUUUUUUUUGGAAAAAAAACUAAACAUAUAAAUAAACUUGACCUAAUGGUGUAUUCUUUAACCUAAAUUUUAGUUUUUAUCUCAUUAGCAAAAAAAAAAAUUGUAACUUAUCUCAUCAGCAAUUUACGCCAAACAUGAACCGCGAUGAUGAACAGCCGCAGGGAAACAAGAACACCAACCCUCCACCACCGCUGAAUCUACAAUCUCAAUCGUUUUCUUCACUCCCACAUGAUAUAGCUGAGAACAUUCUUGCUCGUGUCUCUAGAUACGACUACCCUAGUUUCUCUCUCGUCUCCAAGAGAUUCCACUCUCUCCUCUCUUCUCCUGAACUGUACAAGACACGUUCUCACAUCAGAACCACCGAACCAUUUCUCUAUGUCUGCCUAAAACAUUACGAAGACCAACCUUCUAAAUGGUUCACUCUUUGGAUGAGACCUGUCGUUGAAACCCUAACCAAAGACGACGACGAUCAUCUUCUUCCACAUGAUGACUAUUCGUUGUUUCCGGUACCUUCUUCUUGUAAUCCUUUCCUCGAACCAUAUUGUGCUUUAGUAGCGGUUGGUUCAGAACUCUACGUAAUCGGUGGAACUUACGAGGCUCCGUCUUCAGCUGUUCGUAUUCUUGAUUGUCGUACUCACACUUGGCGUGAUGGGCCUAGUAUGUUGGUGGCUCGGUGGUGUGUGGAUGCCUUUUUACUCUACGAGAAAAUAUACGUGAUGGGACGUUCGGGGAUCAAUGAGUCUCUGGCUCGGAUAGAAGUGUUGGACAUAAAGACUCAGACUUGGAGACACUUGCGGAGCCUUGGAGCCUACGAGUUUGACAGCCAUUGGUUUGAGAUUAAUGUGUUUGAAGGAAAGAUUUACGCAAAUGCUGAAAAUAAGAGCUAUGCUUAUGACCCACAAGAAAGUAGGUGGGAAGUUGUGGAGACCCACCGGCGAGGCUUCAAAUUUAUAAAGGAUUGGUGUGUGAUAGAGGAUGUAAUGUAUUGUUUUACGCACUCCGGUUAUUGCAAAUGGUAUGACUCCAAAACUAGAGACUGGAUAGAUGUCAAGGGUUCAGAUAUGAAAAUAUUGCGCAUGCAUAGAACAUGUGGCUUAGCAUGGCGGCCUAUGCUUCGAAUACACAACCUUGGUGGGAAACUUUUAGUUAUGUGGGUCCCCGAUUUUGAAAUAGACAACGAAAAAACUGAAAGGAGAAUAUGGUGCGCGAAAAUCGCAUUAGAGAAGCGUGGAAAUGAUGUUUGGGGUAAGAUAGAAUGGGCUAAUUCUGUCCACGAGUGGUGUUGGUUCACGAGUUGUGUAGUCUCGAUUUGAUGGUUAGUAAGAAAAUGGUAUAUGCUUGAACGACUUUUGCAGUUAUUAUGGUUUUAGUAGUGGUUCUAGUCAUAGUAGACCCUAUAGUAUACUGAUGUAAACACCCAAAGUAAUAUAGAAAAAGCAACGAGAAAGCUUUUAUAAACAUAAUAUAUGCCUACAAUAUUUGUUCGUUUACCAUCUUCAAUCCGUGUCUGAUCAUUCAUCUAUUACAUUUUUGAUUUUGAUCAACUCAUAAUCCCCUAACUUCGAAACAUCAGUACAUCACACUUUUGUUUAAUUGUGUUCGAUUAUCUUGGUUGAUAAGAUGCAUCUCAUGUAGGCUUGUGUGAACAAAUUUUCUUACAAUCAUCAACUCCUAUGACAACAACAGCAAGUCCAGUUUUGUAUUAGGUUAAUCGAUCUAUAGAUUUUAUAUAACCAAACCUUCAUGAGUGUUCUUGAUUGGAAAUCAUAUGUUGUGGCACUACCAGAAAACGCGCAAAUCCCAAUGGACAAAUACAUCGAGAAUCCGUCUCGUUCCGCACGGAUUCCCAAUGGACAUUUUCCCAACAGAUUUCCAAACAAAAACCUUUGCAGGGAAAUCCACCAGGAAUUACCGACCGACCUAGUCCGGUCCGUCGGAAAUUACCGACCGAUAACGUUCUCAGUAACAGUUUACAUGAAUAACUGAUUUCAAUUCUUGUACAAUUAAUAAGCCCACUUGAACUUCCUUAAACUCACUCUCCAUCUCAUCCUUGGUGCAUAACACCAAAAUGAGAACAAGAAUUUUAAUAAAGAGGAAAAAGAAUUGACAAAGUCAUUCACCACUCUCGUUUAAGCAUGGGCAUUCGGGAUCCCAAUCGGAUUUCGGUUUUAUUCAUUCGGGUUUUAGUUUUUCGGGUUUAUCAAAAUCAGUCUCAUUCGGGUUAUAUGAAAGUUCGGUUCGGGAUCAGUUCGGGUUCGGGUCGGGGUUAGUAAAUUUUCAAAGAACCGGUAUAACCCAUUCUACUUUGGGGUUCGGAUCCCAGUCGGUUCUUCGGUUUAAAAAUAUCCUAUUAGUUCAUAAUUUGUAACCAAAACAUAAAUGAAAUCGGUUCUUCGGAUUUAAAGUACAUGAUUUGUAUCUAUUUUAAUAGCCAAAACAUAAGUAAAAUUGAUUCAAAAAUAAGAAAAGAACAUAAAGCGUGAUCAUUCAAAAUCAAACUAGGGUAGACAUAGUUAUUGAUAGAAAGAAAACCAAAUAAAUUAAAAUAAAAACUAAAUUCUCACGAAAAUGAGAAACAUUAUUCUAUAAAAACAAAACCAAAAUCUAAAAACAUUAAGCUUCAACUGACACCUUCAACCAUCAAACUUCAUAUAAUAGAUAAUUAUUUUAGAAGUUCAAUAAAAUCUUAAAAUCUUAAAAUCUAAAUACAUUUUAAAUAUUUCGGAUUCUAUCAGAUAUCUAUUUAGGUUCGGUUCGGAUAAUACCCAUAACCCAAAAUACCAUAAAAGAAAAUCCAUUUGGUAUUUAUGUCGGGUUCAGAUCUAAUUCGGUUCAAAUUUUUGGAUUCGGUUUAUUUGCUCAGCCCUACACUCGUUGCUCUCCUCUGGCAAGGCCAGUUCUAAAAUUCUGGAGGGGUGAAAAACAAUUUAGUAAAAAAAAUUAAUAAUAUUUGUAAAACAGUUUGAUAGUCCAUAUCUAUGGAUAUUAACCUUUACGAUGUUAAAGCCAAUGUUUCACUUAACUAUUUCGAGAAUUAACUUUAUGGUCCUCUGCAUCAGUUUUCUUUUCCAUUCUUCAAAAUCUAUGAUGUGUAACUUUUAGCUAGUUGGGAUCAGAUUACUCCACAUACUAAGUUUGAAGCAUUUGUUUAAAUCUUAAAAAAUGAAAAAGGUUGAAGGCAUUCUCCAUAGAUGAUAAAAAAAGCAGAAGAAAUAAUAAAGAGCCAAAUUAAUAUAUUUAUUUCCAUGCAAAAAUA
Messenger RNA from Brassica rapa (field mustard), 4897 nucleotides. RefSeq names its product F-box/kelch-repeat protein At5g39560-like. The record is from RefSeq and is a predicted model, not a curated record. NCBI's taxonomy places the organism in Eukaryota, Viridiplantae, Streptophyta, Magnoliopsida, Brassicales, Brassicaceae. Gene Ontology annotation, molecular function: protein binding.